AUGAUCUAUGAUGCCUGUGCGCAGCAGCGCUCUACGGGGUUGCUGCUGGCAAACAAACAAAUCUACAACGAAUUUAUCCCCUUACUCGCCGAAAAAUUCAUCCUCUCUUUCCACAUCGACCCGGCGGCGUCGUCAUCCGUCGUCGAAAUCGUCAACCAAGAUGGUGAGCCGUGGGGCUCCGGGACUAGAAACAUGGUCGACGCUCGAUCACCUCAUCCAGACAAUGUUCUCGAAACAAUGCCCAUCGACAUAUUCCGCCGGAUGCGAAUUGUCAUUGACGCUCCCAACCCCAAGGACCCUGGGCAACUCAUACGGGCAUGGUACCAGUUGACUCGCUUACUGGCCGCCCUGUUACCUCGGUGGCGCGACAUGAACAAACUCCCAACAACUACGGAGGACAUUGUACUUCCCGAAGGUCGCGAAACGACCCAAUUACCACACGUCGACGUUAUCUUUCGACAAACCGGGCAACGAAAAUGGGCAUGGGGCACAGAAACCCGCCUCAAUCACAGCCUCCCUAGCUUCCAUCACUGGGAUGAUGCCACCAACUCAGUACAAUUGGUACUGGACGGGCCGCACUCCGAUCUGGAGGUGCUGCUGAUCCCUCUCAGACGAAUUCGAGAUGCCACAUCCUUGAACGUGCAUAUGCCUCCCAACACCUACUCAGACCCGGAACUCCGCCAGCUUGUCUCUGUUGUGCAGCAAUCAGCAAAAUCAGAAAUCCCGUUCGGACUGAAUCAGUGCCUGGACGAAGUAUCCGAGUUUCGCGACGACGACGAGUGCUUAGGGAUGGAAGACGCUUUGCAUUUUUGGUUCGACUUUCUCCUUGACGACCUGUCGGGCAAAGCGGCCGCAAUGGUGAGACGGGAAAGAUUCCAAUACUGGUGUGCUGAAUACGAGCAUCAACUGGGCUACCAUCUGGAUGGGUUCUGUGGACCAAAGCAGGAUGUCAUAGGAUCACCGGCGGCAUUCAUGGACAUCGACUUGGUGGACCAUAUCGCAAAUCAAUUCUUCAGCCGCUAUGCCGCCGGCUACCACAUGUAUCAAACCGGGCACCGAAAUUUCCGUUGCAGCCACCAAUAUUGGGAGAAAGAAUGUGAGCGGGACGACACCCGACUAAGAGAGGUCUUGUGGGAGAAGUGUUAUCCCAACGGCAUCGCUCCCAAGUCUCUGAACCCUGAUUGGGACGAAUAUCCGACACCUCCGUGGUUCUGCCCAACUUAUCCUCAACGUGUGCGAAGCCACACAACCUUGACUGCGGACAGAUUGAUUUGCGACUUUAGUGGCACACUCUGUCACGAAUGUGACUUGGGUGGUCAAGACUUUUGGAAUAUCAAACCAAUGUGGAGGAAUGGCCUUUACGUCUAUCUGGACAGUGGCGAUGUGAUUCUUGAAGAGCCAUGA
This is a messenger RNA of Capronia coronata CBS 617.96, 1404 nucleotides long. RefSeq lists its product as uncharacterized. The transcript has a single exon. The coding region runs from base 1 to 1404 and encodes 467 amino acids. The record is from RefSeq and is a predicted model, not a curated record. NCBI's taxonomy places the organism in Eukaryota, Fungi, Ascomycota, Eurotiomycetes, Chaetothyriales, Herpotrichiellaceae.